AUGCUGGUCAGAAGUGAUCAAAAGUUGGCGGUUACAAAAUGGAUGGACAACAAAAGUGUUGUGAUGCUGUCCACUGCACAGUGUAUUGAACCUAGUGACACAUGCUGGAGGUGGUCCAAGAAAGAGAGCAAAUAUUUACAUAUUGAGGAACCCAGUGUAAUAAAAAAUUAUAAUCAGAACAUGGGUGGUGUGGAUAUGGCAGAUCCGCUCAAUUCCUACUGCCCAAUGGGUGCAAGGACCAAGAAGUGGACACUAAGAACAAUAUGCCAUUUUACAGAUGCAGUUUGUAAUUCUUGGCUUCAGUAUAAAGAGGAACAGAAGGAAUCCAACACUCCAGCAAAGGAGAGCUUACAACUGAGAUCUUUUAAGAUGAUACUUGCACUACAGCUUCUGAAUCGAAACAAAACUGUAGGUAAUCAAGAGCAACAAGAGACUCAUAAUGACAAUGCAAGACAAGAAGAACCUGAGACAAGUGCACCAAAAAGAAGGAAACCAAUAACACUGCCACCUCCACAAACCCGAAAGCAAACAGAGCACAUGCCUGAGAUAAUUGAGACAAAAGUAUUUCAAAAAUGUCAUAGAGAGUAUUGUAAAAAGCAUUUUAGAGCAAAAUAUGUAACUUGCAAAGUGUUUUUAUGCUUAAAUGCACAGCGAAAAUGCUUAGCUGCAUUUCAUAGCAGUUGA
Schistocerca serialis cubense is the source of this 684-nucleotide messenger RNA. Its product is annotated as piggyBac transposable element-derived protein 2-like. Lineage: Eukaryota; Metazoa; Arthropoda; Insecta; Orthoptera; Acrididae. The transcript has a single exon. The record is from RefSeq and is a predicted model, not a curated record. Bases 1 to 684 code for a protein of 227 amino acids.